AAAUAUAAUAUAAAAACAAAAUAUUUCUCUGGAAAACAAAUGGGACAUGAAGAUUAUCAAUCAAUUUUCUCGAAAUCUUUUAAACUACAGAAUUUCAAAUUUUCUACAAGGAAAAUUUAUAUUGUGGAAAACAAAAAUUUUAAUAGAAAAAUAUCAAGGAAAAGAAAUAAAGCAUCUAUCUACAGUUCUGUUUAAGUGCGAUGAAAAAACAGAAGAUAAAGGCACGUUAUUUCCUGAAAAAGAAGUAAAUGAAUCAAUUCACAACGAUUAUAAAUCAAAAACUAUUGAACCUAUUUCAUCAUUAAAAAAAACAUCUGAACAAUCACCAACUUUCUUUAUGCCUCUUGAUUCUUUAAAAAAUAAUAAUAAUAAUGAUGAUGAUUUACAAAAUAAACAUCAGAAAUUGCCUAUCUGUAAUCGAGCAGCAUCUCGGGAAGUAAAAAAUCAGGAUAUUGCUUCUUCAUGGAGAUCUUUAGAUAUUCUUCUGAAACAAAACAAUGUACGACGUGAUGAAAGAAUGGGCAGGUUUUAUGAGAAACCUACGAAAAAAAGAAACCGUUUGCGCAGUGAACGCCAUAGAAAACGUUUCAAAGCUAGUAUACGUCGUUUGGUUUCAAUUGUCAAAGAAAUGAAACAUAAAGGGAUAUAAACUUCAAAAACACUUAAUUAUAUUCCUAAAUAAGGCAAUAAUAUA
This is a messenger RNA of Pneumocystis carinii B80, 694 nucleotides long. RefSeq lists its product as hypothetical. NCBI's taxonomy places the organism in Eukaryota, Fungi, Ascomycota, Pneumocystomycetes, Pneumocystales, Pneumocystaceae. Gene Ontology annotation, molecular function: structural constituent of ribosome. The record is from RefSeq and is a predicted model, not a curated record. Gene Ontology annotation, cellular component: ribosome. The transcript has a single exon. Gene Ontology annotation, biological process: translation. Bases 47 to 649 code for a protein of 200 amino acids.